Plutella xylostella (diamondback moth) is the source of this 674-nucleotide messenger RNA. RefSeq names its product pterin-4a-carbinolamine dehydratase (gene Pcd). Gene Ontology annotation, biological process: tetrahydrobiopterin biosynthetic process. Lineage: Eukaryota; Metazoa; Arthropoda; Insecta; Lepidoptera; Plutellidae. Gene Ontology annotation, molecular function: 4-alpha-hydroxytetrahydrobiopterin dehydratase activity. The record is from RefSeq and is a predicted model, not a curated record.
AACAAAAGAAAACGUAUAGCAGUUCUUAAAACCCGUCAUUAGUUAGUACUUAAUUAAUUACAUACAUGCUAUAAGCGAUAGGCAUGGCCGUGGUGGGGCAACGGUGUUUUUUACGCGCGGGUUCGGCAGCGAUAAACUUUCACCCCGCAGCCUUCGCGCUCCGCUCGCCCGCGAUCAAUGCCACUCGGGUUGCCUGUCUCGCGAGCGCUACCAAGCCUUCAACAAGGAAAAUGGCAGACAAAUUAAGUCCCUCAGAUGCCCUGCUCCAGCCGCUGCUGCAGAAUGGCUGGAAGGUGCAGGCCAAGCGGGAGGCCAUAGAGAAGGAGUUCAUGUUCAAGGACUUCAAUGAGGCCUUCUCGUUCAUGGCCCGCGUGGCGCUGCUCGCUGAGAAGAUGGACCACCACCCCGAGUGGUUCAAUGUGUACAAUAAAGUGCAGGUAACUUUAGCAUCUCAUGAUGUGAACGGGCUAAGUCAACGGGAUGUGAAAAUGGCUUCAUUCAUGGACAAAAUUUACAAGUAAAAGAAAGAAUGUACUUACAGUAAACAGGUGACAAUAUUUUGAUCUAUAUUUUUGUUAUUUUGCUUUAAGUGUGUUUAAUAUUAUAAAAGUAAGUGUGUGUAUGUGUAUUAUCAGAAUAUGUGAUUGCAGAACAAUAUAAUAUUAUGUUAAUUA